Messenger RNA from Durio zibethinus, 1614 nucleotides. Lineage: Eukaryota; Viridiplantae; Streptophyta; Magnoliopsida; Malvales; Malvaceae. The record is from RefSeq and is a predicted model, not a curated record.
GCAGAUUUGGGGUAACGUUUCAUUCAAUUCAUUCCAUUAACAGUUCUUUCCUUUUUUUCCCCCUUAUGUGGCAUCAUAUCUUCCAUUAAAGCUAGUUUUUGUUUGUUUUAGCGUAUAGUACUUUCCUUUUCCUUUUCAUUUUAAGAAUCCAGGCUUUGUUUGCCCGGGUUUGAUAGAUUUAGUAGCUCUCAGAAAAAUGGAUGAAAUUGAGAUUUCUCGCCAUUUUCUUUGUCCAAUUUCUCUUCAACUUAUGAGAGAUCCUGUUACGAUCUCAACUGGAAUAACGUAUGAUCGAGAUAGUAUAGAGAAAUGGUUAUUUUCAUGCAAGAAGAAGGCGUGCCCGGUUACGAAACAAGUGUUGCACGAUCCAGAUCUAACCCCAAAUCACACUCUUCGUCGAUUGAUCCAGGCAUGGUGCACUCUCAAUGCUUCCCGUGGAAUCGAAAGAAUCCCAACACCAAAGCCGCCAAUCGACAAAACCCAGAUCGCCAAGCUCCUUAAAGAUGCGAAAAAAUCCCCUGAGAUGCAACUCAAAUGCCUUAAAAGGCUCAGAUCAAUCACGCUUGAAGGUGAGAGAAACAGAAGCUGCCUGGAAGCCGCGGAUGCAGUUGAAUUCCUGAUAUCAAUCAUCAAGAGUUAUGAUUCUACGUUACUUGAAGCGGAGGGCAAAGAAGGGUCAGAAUUUAUAAAAGCUAGCGAUGAAGCAUUGAGUAUUCUUUAUCAUAUCAAGGUCUCCGAAAGCUUUCUAAGGAGCAUUAUUAGCAAUGAUAAGGAAUUUUUAGAGUCUGUAGUGCGAGUCCUGAAAAAUGGCAACUACCAAUCUCGAGCAUACGCCAUGAUGCUAUUGAAGGAUAUUUUUGAAGUGGCAGAUCCAAUCCAAUUGAUCAGCGUUACACCUGAAUUCUUUGCCGAAGUAGUACGUACUUUGCGUGAUCAGAUCUCGCAGCAAGCCUCCAAGACAGCAUUGAAACUCUUUGUGGAGCUUUGUCCCUGGGGAAGAAACAGGAUCAAGACUGUAGAAGGUGGUGCAGUGUUUGUGUUGAUCGAUCUUCUUCUCGAAACCUCCGAAAAGAGGGCUUCAGAACUUGCUUUGAUUGUGUUAUAUCAGCUUUGUGGUUGUGCCGAAGGGAGAGCAGAGUUUUUGAAGCACGGAGCAGGGCUAGCUAUUGUCUCGAAGAAAAUAUUCAGGGUUUCCCAUGUGGCAAGCGACAGGGCAGUGAGGAUUAUAUCCUCAAUCUGCAGGUUUUCAGCAACAUCUAGGGUUCUUCAGGAAAUGCUGCAAUUUGGUGUGGUGGCUAAGCUAUGUUUGGUGCUUCAAGUUGAUAGCAGUUACAAGACCAAGGAGAAAGCAAGGGAGAUCCUGAAAUUGCACUCUAGGGUUUGGAGGAACCCUUCUUGUAUUCCUUCUAAUUUGUUAUCUUCUCAUCCAUCUUCUUGAGAUUGGCGCUCCUUUUUUCUCUUUGGUGUAGAUAGAUUGAAACAGGCAUGGGGGCGAAAUCAAAGCAGAUCUCCAUGCAACUAAAUUUGAAUUAUACAAAUAUAAUAGGCAUGAAAUAUUGUCUAUAAAGAGACACUUUCCAUGAGAAUUUUGUAACUAUUCUUUGGAAAUUAUGG